CAGGGCUGUUUCCCUCAACAGCAAAUAUAAAAUAAAUGACUCUUCAACACACAAAGCACAUAAUCCAGAAGCGUUUUUUCAGUAAGCUGUCAAGGACGCUUUUUUUUUUUUAAAUCAUGGGGAUAAUAGAUUUUCUCCUUCAGUCUUUCAGCUCUAUCUCCUUGUUUGGGGCUUUGGUUGUCCUGCUGCUCGUCUUUAUUGUCUCAUCCUCCAGUUUUAGCUCCCAGGAUGAAGGAAAGGAACCUCCAGGUCCAAAACCACUUCCCAUCAUCGGAAACCUGCUGCAGAUUGACCUUAAAAGACCCUACCACACAUUUCUGGAGUUUUCCAAAACAUAUGGAUCAGUGUUCACAGUGUAUUUGGGAUCCAAAAAAGUGGUGGUCCUGGCUGGAUAUAAAACAGUGAAGGAGGCCCUUGUGAACUACGCUGAAGAGUUUGGAGACAGAGAUACAAUGCAAAUAACAAAGGAAAUUAGUAACGGCCAUGGCGUUGUAUUUUCCAACGGUGAAUCAUGGAAAGAGAUGAGGCGCUUUGCCUUGACUAACCUCAGAGACUUUGGGAUGGGUAAGAGGGCUUGUGAGGACAAAAUCAUGGAGGAAUGCACCUACCUCAUUGAAGUGUUUAAUAAAUGCAAAGGAAAAGCUUUUGAUACAGCCCAACCAAUGAACUGUGCAGUCUCUAAUAUUAUCUGCUCCAUUGUUUAUGGCAGCAGAUUUGAAUAUGAUGAUCCUGAGUUUACUUCAUUGGUAGAAAGAACAAACAGGAAUAUUCAACUCCUGGGCUCCCCGUCGAUACAGGUAUAUAACAUGUUCCCAUGGAUUGGUAAGUGGGUUGCUAACAGAAAGGAACUCCACACGAUGGUUGCUGCAAACAAGGAACAGAAUCGACGGCUGUUUACACGUUUGAAAGAGACCUUCAAUCCACAGAUGUGCAGAGGCUUUGUGGACUCAUUUCUGCUCCGAAAGCAAAAUCUGGAGGAAUCUGGGAUUACCAAGAGUCACUUCCACGAUAAUAACCUGUUGCAGACAGUUCUUAAUCUCUUUGGUGCCGGGACUGACACAACAGCAACAACCCUGAGAUGGGGACUUCUGUUUAUGGCCAAGUAUCCAAAAAUACAAGACCAGGUCCAGGAAGAGCUGAGCAGGGUGAUAGGAAGUCGAAAAGCCCAGGUUGAGGACAGGACGAGCCUGCCUUUCACUGACGCCGUCAUCCAUGAGACACAGAGACUGGCUAACAUCGUCCCGAUGGCCAUUCCUCACAAAACAAGCAAAGACGUAACUUUCCAGGGUCACUUCAUUAAGAAGGGUACCACAGUGUUUCCUCUCUUGACAUCCGUCCUGUAUGAUGAGAGUGAGUGGGAACACCCCCGCAGUUUUUAUCCUGCACACUUCUUGGACAAAGAUGGGAAGUUCCUCAAGCGAGAUGCCUUCAUGCCUUUUUCUGCAGGUCGCAGGGCUUGUCUUGGAGAGAGUCUGGCCAGGAUGGAGCUCUUCAUCUUCUUCACCAGCCUCUUGCAACACUUUCGUUUUACUCCUGCUCCAGGAGUUUCGGAGGAUGAAUUGGAUUUGACUCCACGUGUAGGCUUCACCCUCAGCCCUUCACCUCAUAAACUGUGUGCUGUUUCCUGCAUGGACGCUUUUUCUUUUGAAAUCAUGGGGCUAUUGGAUCUGUUUCUCCAGUCUUUCAGUUCGAUCUCCCUUUUUGGAGCUCUGGUUGUCCUGCUGCUCGUCUACAUUCUCUACUCCUCCAGCUUCAGCUCCCAGGAUGAAGGGAAGGGACCUCCAGGUCCAAAACCACUUCCCCUACUUGGGAACCUGCUGCAGCUUGACCUCAAGAGACCCUACCACACAUUUAUGGAGCUUUCCAAGAAAUAUGGAUCCGUUUUCACAGUGCAUUUGGGACCCCAAAAAGUGGUGAUCCUGGCUGGAUACAAAACUGUGAAGGAGGCACUUGUCAACUAUGCAGAUGAGUUUGGUGACAGAUAUUCAAUGCAAAUAACAAAAGAAACUAGUGGAGGCCAUGGACUUGUAUGGUCCAACGGUGAAUCAUGGAGAGAGAUGAGGCGCUUUGCCAUGACUAAACUCAGAGACUUUGGAAUGGGCAAGAGGGCUAGUGAGGACAAAAUCAUUGAGGAAUGCACCUACCUCAUUGACGUGUUAAAGAAAUGUAAAGGAGAAGCUUUUGAUACAACUCAACCCAUAUCCCAGGCGGUGGCUAAUAUCAUCUGCUCAAUUGUUUAUGGCAGCAGAUUUGAAUAUGAUGAUGCAGAGUUUACAUCACUGGUACAUCGAGCACACAGAAAUAUUGAACUCCUGGGAUCCCCGUCAAUACAGGUGUUUAACAUGUUCCCAUGGAUCGGUAAAUGGAUUGCUGACAGAAAGGAACUUCACACGAUAAUUGCUGAGAGCAAGAAACGUAAUCAGCAGUUGUUUAGUCGUUUGAAAGAGACCCUCAAUCCACAGAUGUGCAGAGGACUUGUGGAUGCCUUUCUGCUCCGAAAGCAAAAUCUUGAGGAAUCCGGAAUCACCGACAGUCACUUCCAUGAUAAAAACCUGAUACAGACGGUUCUUAAUCUCUUUACUGCUGGCACUGACACAACAGCAACUACACUGAGAUGGGCACUACUAUAUAUGGCCAAGAAUCCAAAAAUACAAGAACAGGUCCAGGAGGAGCUAAGCAAGGUUAAAGGAGGUCGUCAAGUGCAGGUUGAGGACAGGCAACACCUGCACUUCACAAAUGCCGUCAUCCACGAAAUCCAGCGACUGGCUAACAUCGUCCCCAUGGCACUUCCUCACAAAAUGAGCCAAGACAUCACUUUCCAGGGUCACUUCAUUAAGAAGGGGACCACAGUGUAUCCUCUCUUGACAUCCGUCCUGUGUGAUGAGACUGAGUGGGAACACCCCAGCAGCUUUUAUCCUGCUCACUUCCUGGACAAAGAUGGGAAGUUUGUCAAGCGAGAUGCCUUCUUGCCUUUUUCAGCAGGUCGCAGGCAGUGUCCUGGGGAGAGUCUGGCCAGAAUGGAGAUUUUCCUCUUCUUUACCAGCCUUUUGCAGCACUUUCGUUUUACUCCUCCUCCAGGAGUUUCGGAGGAUGAAUUGGAUCUGACUCCAAUAGAAUCUGGGAAUACCAAGAGUCACUUCCACGAUAAUAACCUGUUGCAGACAGUUCUUAAUCUCUUUGCUGCCGGGACUGACACAACAGCAACAACCCUGAGAUGGGGACUUCUGUUUAUGGCCAAGUAUCCAAAAAUACAAGACCAGGUCCAGGAAGAGCUGAGCAGGGUGAUAGGAAGUCGACAAGCCCAGGUUGAGGACAGGAAGAGCCUGCCUUUCACUGACGCCGUCAUCCAUGAGACACAGAGACUGGCUAACAUUGUCCCGAUGGCCAUUCCUCACAAAACAAGCGAAGACGUAACUUUCCAGGGUCACUUCAUUAAGAAGGGGACCACAGUGUUUCCUCUCUUGACAUCCGUCCUGUAUGAUGAGAGUGAGUGGGAACACCCCCGCAGUUUUUAUCCUGCUCACUUCUUGGACAAAGAUGGGAAGUUCCUCAAGCGAGAGGCCUUCAUGCCUUUUUCUGCAGGUCGCAGGGCUUGUCUUGGAGAGAGUCUGGCCAGGAUGGAGCUCUUCAUCUUCUUCACCAGCCUCUUGCAACACUUUCAUUUUACUCCUGCUCCAGGAGUUUCGGAGGAUGAAUUGGAUCUUACUCCACGCACAGGCUCCACUCUCAACCCUUCACUUCAUAAACUGUGUGCUGUUUCCUGUAUGUGACCAGUAGGGCUUGAAAAUGCUGCUUAGUCCCACUGUCAUCACUUCAUAUUCAUUAAAUUCAUGAAUUCUGAUUCUGAUUUCUGAGUCAUUCUAAUGAGUUCAGCAUGAUAUUUCAUGUAGUGCAAUAGGACUAAAUAUAUACAACUUCAUUAAUGUCAUUAUCACCUUCUCACAAAAAACAUGUUGUGAAUGC
Molecule: messenger RNA, 3963 nt
Organism: Trematomus bernacchii (emerald rockcod)
Lineage: Eukaryota; Metazoa; Chordata; Actinopteri; Perciformes; Nototheniidae
Exons: 22
Coding region: 117-3770 (1217 amino acids)
Biological process (GO): xenobiotic metabolic process
Cellular component (GO): cytoplasm; intracellular membrane-bounded organelle
Molecular function (GO): oxidoreductase activity, acting on paired donors, with incorporation or reduction of molecular oxygen, reduced flavin or flavoprotein as one donor, and incorporation of one atom of oxygen; heme binding; iron ion binding
Source: RefSeq, a predicted model, not a curated record